Molecule: messenger RNA, 1611 nt
Organism: Cucumis melo (muskmelon)
Lineage: Eukaryota; Viridiplantae; Streptophyta; Magnoliopsida; Cucurbitales; Cucurbitaceae
Product: serine/threonine-protein kinase SAPK2
Exons: 9
Coding region: 349-1383 (344 amino acids)
Biological process (GO): protein phosphorylation; intracellular signal transduction
Molecular function (GO): protein serine/threonine kinase activity; ATP binding
Source: RefSeq, a predicted model, not a curated record
UAGCUGCGGUUCGCUCAACCUUUGGACGUAUAGAAUAACGCCACGUGUUUUUCCUUAAUCGACUUGUCGUCCCCCCCCUCUCUCUCUCUCUUUAAAGACUUUUGGAUAUUGGCAACAUUGAUCCGAGUGCUAACCCAACUCGCCGUGCCAACCAAUAUUCCUCCAUACACCCACACCUUCUUUUCUUCCUUCUUACUUUCCAUGUCUUUAAACUUGCACACCACAUGCUCGAUAAAUUGCCCAACUGAAAAAAGUAGAGCCCAACCAAUUUAAAACUCAACAACUCUCUCUACUCCUACUUCUAAUUUUCUUCACUUCCUGAUAUUCCAAACUCAACUCAAACCCAAAAUGGAACGCUAUGAGAUACUCAAGGAUAUUGGGUCUGGGAAUUUUGGUGUUGCUAAACUUGUGAGAGAUAAAUGGAGUGGGGAGCUUUAUGCUGUCAAGUAUAUUGAGAGGGGCCAAAAGAUCGAUGAGCAUGUCCAGAGGGAGAUAACGAAUCACAGGUCUUUGAAGCAUCCCAAUAUCAUAAGAUUUAAAGAGGUUCUACUCACUCCCACGCAUCUGGCCAUUGUCAUGGAAUAUGCAGCUGGGGGAGAACUUUUUGAGAGAAUAUGCAACGCCGGAAGAUUCAGUGAAGAUGAGGCAAGAUAUUUUUUUCAGCAACUGAUUUCAGGAGUCAGCUACUGCCAUUCAAUGCAAAUUUGCCACAGGGAUCUUAAGCUAGAGAACACACUUCUAGAUGGAAGCUCAGCCCCACGGCUCAAAAUUUGCGACUUUGGCUAUUCCAAGUCAUCAGUGUUGCAUUCCCAACCAAAAUCUACCGUUGGAACCCCAGCCUACAUUGCACCAGAAGUUUUGUCUAGAAGAGAAUACGAUGGGAAGAUUGCAGAUGUUUGGUCUUGUGGGGUCACUUUAUAUGUGAUGCUGGUUGGAGCGUAUCCUUUUGAAGAUCCUGAAGAUCCCAAAAACUUCAGAAAGACGCUCCAGAGGAUUCUUAAUGUCCAUUACUCAAUACCACACUAUGUAAGAAUUUCAUUGGAAUGCAAGCACCUUCUAUCUCGAAUAUUUGUAGCAGAUCCAGAGACGAGAAUAACAAUCCCAGAAAUCAAGAAGCACCCAUGGUUCUUGAAGAACUUGCCAGUAGAGUUCACAGAUGAAGGGUUGGAAGGGAUGCAGAGUAAUGGAGAAAAUGAGGCAACCCAGAGUAUUGAAGAGAUCCUGUCCAUAAUUCACGAGGCUAGAAAGCCUGGGGAGGGGCUCAUAGUUGGAGGGCAAGGGCAAUUUGUUGGGGGCAGCUUGGACAUGGAUGACUUGGACACAGAUCUUGAUAUCGAUGAUUUGGAGACAAGUGGUGACUUUGUUUGUGCCUUGGAGUGCUAGUCAUUGUCAGGAAGGCCGGGCCAACUUUUUGGCCAAACAAAAUAAAAUUAGAAUUAAUGGUUGGGUUGGGGAAUCAAAUUCUCUUAUUUAGUGGGAUGAUGGUGUGUACGUAUUGCUGUUCGUGGGAGGUUUCUAUCUGUCUCUUUGAGAUUGUGCAGAGUCCAUUAGAAACACUGUAAAUUUUUAUAGCAGCUUUAAUAAUGCCGUUGUUAACCUCUCCUUUAUUCA